GCAGGGUGAGGGGAGGGAGGAGGGGGGUUCGGGGGGUUGGUGUGUGGGAGGGGAUUGAGAGUCUUUUAGGAAUCCACAUUCCUGACCCGAGCUCCCCCCCCCCCCCAACCCCCAACACCUCCCCUUCCUCCACUCCCCCUUGAUUCCCAGUUCCGAAUGGAACAGUCCAUCCCAUCCCCUUUAAUCCCAAAAAAAAUUACUUUUAAUUCAGCCUGAAAGUGUUUGAAAUUCCUUCAGUUGAAGCCACAGUUUCCUCUCUCACUCUCUCUCUCCUCCUCCUCCUCCUCUUCCUUUUCCCUCUCUCUCUCUCCCUCCCUCCCUCCUGCCCCCCCAUCUCCUCUCCCAUUCCUUCCCACAGUGGUUUCCUAGAGACGGAGAUGUUCCGUUGUCUUCUGUGUUUGAUGUUCAUUGGGAGAGUCACAACAGAGGGCAGCGCCAGAUUCACCCAGCAACCCGUGGACCAGGUGGUGGUGGCCGGACAGAGAGCCAUCCUGUCCUGCUCCCUCUACAACUACUCGGGCAUCGUACAGUGGACCAAGGAUGGCCUGGCAUUGGGCAUGGACUCGGGCCUGCCAGCCUGGCCCCGGUACUGGAUCGUGGGGGACGUGGAGAAGGGGGUCUAUGACCUGGAGAUACAGGAAGCGGAACUCUCCGACGAUGCUGUCUACGAGUGUCAAGCAACAGAAGUGGCUCUGCGCUCGGACCGAGCGACAUUAACCGUGCUGGUCCCACCGGAGGAGCCGGUGAUCGAGGGGGGUCCGGAGCUCCUGCUCCAAGCGGAGACCCCCUAUAACCUGACCUGCAGGGUCCAGGGGGCUAAGCCAGCAGCUGGGAUUGAGUGGUACAGCGCAGGGGUGAGACAGCAAGGGGACAGUUCCACACAG
Messenger RNA from Hemiscyllium ocellatum (epaulette shark), 884 nucleotides. Its product is annotated as kin of IRRE-like protein 1. Gene Ontology annotation, molecular function: cell adhesion molecule binding. Gene Ontology annotation, cellular component: cell-cell junction. The annotation marks the transcript as partial. The transcript is spliced from 4 exons. The record is from RefSeq and is a predicted model, not a curated record. Gene Ontology annotation, biological process: cell-cell adhesion. Lineage: Eukaryota; Metazoa; Chordata; Chondrichthyes; Orectolobiformes; Hemiscylliidae.